Rattus norvegicus (Norway rat) is the source of this 2119-nucleotide messenger RNA. RefSeq names its product RGD1562699. The record is from RefSeq and is a predicted model, not a curated record. Lineage: Eukaryota; Metazoa; Chordata; Mammalia; Rodentia; Muridae.
CAAGAGUGCGGCGGACUAAGGGGGAUUAUGUGAGAGAUGCCGCUUUCUGCCUCUCUUGAGCAGCAACGAUUUGGGCUGAUUGCUUCGGCUUCUUUAGUCUCACCUCAAAGCUUUCUUCACUCUUGUAAGCUUGUCGUACGGUAAAAACAAACGCGCGCCUCCUAGCUAGCCACUUCCCGAGAGUCGCUCGCAGGGAGCUAGCAGGCUAGCUUUUAAAAUGCAGGCGCUAAUGUGUUCUAAUGCACGGUAAUUUUCCGAGAUUGGUAUGUGCAUAAUCUAUGGGAGAGAAUAACUCGAACGCCUGGACUGUUUGAGAGCUGGGGCCGGCGGCGGCGGAAGGUUUACACUGACGGCGGCCCAAGCAGCCCUAAUGCAUGCAAAGUUAACACAAUAACAUCACUUAAUUAUUUGGCCAGCCCAUAAAUCUCUCAGUUAUGAGGCUUCAGAAGGGCCCUACUAGAUUGCAAAACGAGACUAAAAUUUCAGCAGCUGCGGUUUCGAGGUGACCAGAUGCUUGCUCUUUCAAAGAACGGGGAAGAAGGGAGUGUAGAACCCCUGGGUCUGGGGGGUGAAGAUUGUUAUUGAAAUUCACAGCCCGGCAAACUUCUCCUGGGGACAAGGUGUAUGCAAUAAGUGGAGACAGUAUCCGCGGAUCUUUCCUCUAGCAACACACACACACACACACACACACACACACACACACACACACACAGACACACACACACGCGCGCGCACACACACAGACUCACACACGCACAGACACACACAGACACACGCACGCGCGCGCGCGCGCGCACACACACACACACACACAGAGAGAGAGAGAGAGAGAGAGAGAGAGAGAGAGAGAGAGAAAGAGAGAGAAAGAGUCGUUCACUCAUAUCGCUUUUCUGGAAUCCUUAAGAGGACUGUUCACCCUAGGUUACUACCGUGGGUAGGUAACCAUAGCCUCCUCUGGUAUUUACAUUCUACAAUCCGAGCCUGGGGCAUUGACUACCUGGGAGAACGCUCUCUGAAAGCUGCAGCUUUCAAAAGUACACUUUCAUCUUCCUAGAAUUACCGUUGUUUGACAAACCCAGGUCGGGAGGUCGGAGUGGAGGAGAUUUCCGCGAACUGUGUGGGGGUUGAGGGGGUGGUUGAAGACAGCCAGAGAGGCCGACACUGUGCACUGAAAGCCGUAAAAGCAAUAGAUUCUUCCAAAGCAGGUUGCGCUCCGUUUGCCUCCGAAGAUUCAAGCGAGCUGAGGUUGCGCAGAUGUUGCCUUUGUUUAAAGAGACAGUAAUUAAGGACAGGGUGGACAUAAGUUUGAGAAGCGUGACCUAUUUUCUUUUGAUCAGCUGUCAAAAGAAGAGCAGGGGGUCUUCUUAAGACUGCCCCCUCCGACCAUUUCCAGCUGUUAGAGAAAACUUGAUAAGAAAACAAGGACAGCCCACAAUACUGUAUGUGCCUUCUUGGGACUAGAGAAUGGUUUGAUUCAUUUGGACAACAGUUCUUCUCGAAGUGACCUUUUCUGCUGCUCUGUCCUCUUUUCCAGCCACAGACACACCCUACUUACCACCCAUGAAUGUCCGGUGAUGUUGUUCAUAGAUCAACUUUGUUGAGCUUUUGGUCAACAUGCUGCCAAUUAUUCUUUCCAAUAGCAUCCUCUAGGACAUGGACCACCAAGAUAACUCUGCUCCUGGGAAUUACGUUUCCGUGCUGUAGAGCCGAGAGCAGCAAGCCUUUCUGGGAAUCAACAUCGCCCAUGAAUUGCAGCUGUCUGCGUAGCUCCGGGACAAAAAUCGUCACACGCACAAAAAAGUACCCCCCUUAUCAAACACACCAUCCCUUCCUGGAGAGUCUUCUUCGCUUUUCCUCAGAGUCCCUUGUAAUGAAGACCCGGCCGGCGAGGCUCUGCGAUUACACGAUUACACGUGCAGAUGCAUGCUCGGGCUGGUUGAACACGGGAAGGAGAAAACUAAAACUAAAGCGUAGGGCCAAGUCUCUCGAGCUUCUCAGCCUGAAAAAAAGAAAAAUCUAUCAAGGCUUUUCAGAUGUCCUGCUGGGUCUAGGAAAUUUAAAACAACAGACGAACAAGCAAACAACAAACAAAUGAAUCAUUAAAGUUUUUUUUUCUGUU